Molecule: messenger RNA, 894 nt
Organism: Acanthosepion pharaonis
Lineage: Eukaryota; Metazoa; Mollusca; Cephalopoda; Sepiida; Sepiidae
Source: the annotation of a GenBank genome assembly
AUGUCCCUUUGCCAUCCCUCUCAGUCCCAGACCGUUUUUCUUCUUUCAGACACCUUGUACAUCAACGGUUACCUACAGCUUCCUGUACUUUGUAGAUCUAAGCAACGUAUGCCCGUUUACCACUCCUCUCAGUCCCUGGCGUUUUUCUUCUUUCAGGAGCCUUCUGACAUCACGGUUCACCACGGCUUCCUGUACUUUAUAGAUUUAAGCAACGUAUGCCCGUUUACCACUCCUCUCAGUCCCUGGUGUUUUUCUUCUUUCAGGAGCCUUCUCACAUCACGAUCUAAGCAAGAUAUGUCCCUUUACCAUCCCUCUCGUGCCCUGGGCUUUUUCUUCUUUCAGGCACUUUGUCCAUUAACGGUUCUCCACAGCUUCCUUCUUUCUUUUUAUUUUCUUCUUUCUUUCUUUUGUCCUGCUCCCAUAAUCAUUUAUUCUUUCUUACUUGUCUUUUCUUUCUUUCUUUCUUUCUUUCUUUCUUUCUUUCUUUCUUUCUUUCUUUCUUUGUAUUUUUCUUUAUGUUAUCUUUUUCGUUCUUCUCUUUUCAUGACUUCUUUCCGUCAUAUCUCCCCUCCUUUUUCAUUUUCCCCUUCCUUUUUCUUUUUCUUUGUUUACUUCUUUCUUUCUUUCUUUCUUUCUUUCUUUCUUUCUUUCUCUCUUUCUUUCAUAAUCAUUUAUUGUUUCUUUCUUUUAUUUUAUUUUCUUCUUUCCAAAGAGCAAAGAGACCUUCUUUUUUUUUCUUUCUCUCUCUCUCUCUCUCUUUUUGCUGGUAGAAAAACGGCUCUUCUAGAUGACGCGUAUACUGACGAGUUGCAAAUCUCUCAUUCGCCACGGAAUGAUGUCCAACGAUCUAAGGAAUGCAUCGAGCGGCACGUCACCGAUCGUUUGACCCAAUAA